Molecule: messenger RNA, 2847 nt
Organism: Linum trigynum
Lineage: Eukaryota; Viridiplantae; Streptophyta; Magnoliopsida; Malpighiales; Linaceae
Source: the annotation of a GenBank genome assembly
ACCAACCAAUCACCAAAACCAAACCACCUUCAUUCACCCCGCGUAUCAAGUAUCAACUUAGCGGUCAUUCAACGGUUGAAAAUGUAAUAAAUCUGGCCCAAUAACUGAAAAUGCGAGGCAGCGAUCCAACAGUGUCAGAUACGCUGAAUAGAGCCUCUGAUCGGCAGGUACCUGGGUCUAAAAUUUUUCAAAAUCUUUAGCUAAGUAAUGAAAGUAACUGAAACCCCACCUGUCACAGAGUGGGGGGCUGGUUCUUUCAUGGUGGCAAAAACCUGCUGCAGCGCGGGUCCAUUCGUUUCAGCUUUUUGGGCAAAGUGAAUUCCUACACCCUGAACCAAAACCAGUGGUAAAGAAAAAGAGAGGCAAACAAAAUCAAAGAUUAAACAAGCACGACAGGGAAAGCAAAAUCCAGUCCACAAAUACUGCUGCUCCCGGAAUCCUGAGUGAGGCUGUUGUGUGAAGUUUCGGUCUUUUCCCUUCUGCUUCAGGAAACAACCCACAUGGGUUCUCUUCCUCAGUGAUGGAGAGGCUCGGCAAUGUUCCCAUCAAUAUGUGUAGUGGGAAAGUGGCUGCAACAAGAAUACUCCAUUGUUGAGGGCGGGUUUGAGUAGGUAGCCUCGGUUUUUGAAGGUUUGGUGGAGCCAUGGCUUAUGGGGCUUUUAGCGAAGAUGGGUUAGGACAACAGAACAUCAACAAGCAGCUUGCACUUGCUGUGAGGAGUAUCCAGUGGAGCUAUGCGAUUUUCUGGUCCAUGUCAACUGAACAGCAUGGGGUGUUAGAUUGGGGAGAUGGGUACUACAAUGGAGAUAUCAAGACAAGGAAAACUGUUCAAACGAUGGAGAUUGAAGCCGAUGAGUUGGGGUUACAGAGAAGUGAGCAACUUAGGGAGCUCUACGAUUCUCUCUCGGAUGGUGAGGCCAGUCUGCAAUCCAGGAGACCCUCGGCAGCAUUGUCGCCGGAAGAUUUGACUGAUACUGAGUGGUAUUAUCUGGUCUGCAUGUCUUUCCUGUUCAACAUUGGCCAAGGUUUGCCAGGGAGAUCGUUGGCUAAUCGCCAGCAGAUUUGGCUCUGCAAUGCUCAUUGUGCUGAUAGCAAAGUUUUCACCCGCUCUCUUCUAGCAAAGAGUGCAUCCAUUCAGACUGUUGUGUGCUUUCCCAUCUUAAGAGGCGUCUUGGAGAUUGGCUCAACUGAGAAAGUGUUGGAGGACUACAGCCUGAUUCAGCACAUCAGAAGCGUGUUCUUCGACAAUCCAGAUCCCUUAACUUCAGAGAAGUGGAUUACAGGACAUCACGAUGAAGAACUCGAUGAGAUCCUAAUGGAAUCCCAGCUUGUUGUUCCAGGAGUCCACGGUGCAGAAUUCGAGAUGGCAGCAGCUGCUACUUCUCCUCGCAAUGACAGCUCAAAUGAUGAAGCUGCGGAUGAUUCAUUCAUUAUCGAAGGGGUAGAUGGUGGUGGUGGUGGUGGUGGAGUAGCUGAAGCUUCACAAGUGGAAAGUUGGCUGUUGAUGGAUGAUGAUGAUGAUGAUCUCAGUGCUCCUGGUAUCAACCGUUCUUUGAACUCAAGCGAAUCCAUAUCUCAAACCAUUGCAGACCCAGAGAACUUUGCCGCUUUCCCUCCAAGCGAUGAAAAGGUCUACAACACUGAUUUCUUGCAAGAGUCUGAGGCCUGCAAUCGUGUGAAAAUGGCUGCACCGGGCCUUCCAAGCAACGAUUUGCAUUAUCAGAGUGUUGUCUCGUCAAUACUCAAGACCUCUCACCCAUUGAUUCUUGGACCGCAUCUCCGGAACUGUCGUCAGGAAUCCAGCUUCCUCAGCUGGAAGAAGGUGGGAUUCAUGCAGCAGCACUCUCAGAAUGUGAAGGUUGGGAUCCAGCAGAAAAUGUUAAAGAAGAUUCUGUUUGAUUUCCCACAGAAGCACAUCUACGGCUAUACACCAGAAAAUGGGUUUAUAGAUGGAGAUGUGAUAUCGGAAGCUGAUGAAGUUAGCAUGAAUCAAAUGUUAUCGGAGAGGAAACAGAGAGAAGUACUUGAUGAAAGGCUCAUGAUUUUAAAGUCAAUGGUUCCUUCAGUCAACAAGGUUGAUAGGGUAUCCAUACUAGAGGAGACGAUAAAGUACCUUCAAGAACUUGAAAGAAGAGUCGAGCAGCUGGAAACACAGCGACAGCAGAUGGAGCCAGAGGUAAUAAGCACAGAGAGGAAAAUCAACCAAAGAACUUCAUCAGAGAGAACAUCUGAUAAUUAUGGAAGCACCAAGAGAAAUGGCAGUGCCAGUAGGACAGUUGGAAACAAGAGGAAAGCAUCCGAGACGAAUGAAACGAGGCCGAAGAUCAAGGUCAAUAUUGCCACUAAAGGUGAUAAUGUGAAUGUCAGCAUGAACAUGAAGGGGCCUGUGAUCAAGGUCCAUUGUCCAUGGAGAGAAGGGAUACUGAUUCGGAUAAUGGAAGAGUUAACCCGUCUUCAUUUAGAUUCUCACUCAGUUCGAACAUCCACCUCUGAUGGAAUUCUCUCCUUAACCAUUGAAUCCGAGCAUAAAGGAGUGACUGGUGGUGGAGCAACAGCGUCAGCAGGAGUGAUCAAAAGGGCGCUUGAAAGAGUUGCUAUGGGGAAGAAGGACCUCUUAUGAUGUUUACUUGUUGUAGAUGGUGAUUAACUAGGUAGGUCAGUUUUAAGUUCUUAGUAAAACUCAAUUCUUUUGCCCCUGUUUUUGUUGUCCAUCCUUAUCCUCGGCUUCCCAGUUCAAGUCUAAUGGAAAUGCAUAGAGUAUUAUUCAACUUGUUGUGGCCUUGUGGGGAUCAGUUUUCUUCUGCCAUCGUCAGAUUCUGCAUGUGAAAAGAAAAGCUUACAAGAUUC